CCAGUUAUGUUAUUACUAGAUGUUUCGCUACAUUGGGGAAAAAAGGCGUCUUCUUACCUUCAGUGAUGCUUGAGUUUGCUGUACAGAUGACCUGUCAGGGAUGUGUGGAGGUAGUUCACAAAUCCCUGAAAGAUGUGCAAGGUAUUACAUCAAUAGAAGUCAUCUUGGAUGCAGAAAAGGUUAUUGUUGAAACAACACUGCCUUCAGAGACUAUCAAAUCACUUCUAGAGAAAACUGGCAAACGAGCUGUGCUGCAAGGAAUGGGUUCAAGUAAAGUGCCUAGCCACCUUGGUGCGGCAGUGUCAAUACUGGAUACAGGAAGUGAAAUGAUUAAAGGAGUGAUACGGUUUGUUCAGUCGGAUGAAAAGUCCUGUGUUAUUGAGGGUACAGUCGAUGGCCUACCUUCUGGCAAUCACACAUUGUGUAUUCAUGAACUGGGAGAUAUUUCACAAGGGUGUAAGAGCUGUGGUGAUAUUUUUGGUGAAGGAUUAACAGAAAAGGUGAAGGGUAUUCUCAGGGAACUAAAAGUUGGAACAGAUGGCCGAGCAAUAUUUAGGUUUGAAGAAAACCAACUAAAAGUUUCGGAUAUGAUUGGUCGUUCUACUGUAAUACAUUGUGGAACAGUUAAUCCGAGCAAGUCAGCUGGUACUGAUCAAGAUAAAAGACUGGUGUGUGGUAUAAUAGCACGUUCAGCUGGACUGUUUGAAAACCCCAAGAAGAUCUGUGCCUGUGAUGGCGUCACGAUCUGGGAGGAGAGAGACAAACCCUUGGCUGGUGGAAAUAGAUCAAACCUUUCAUGAUAUUUGUUUUUAUUAAGGAUCAAUCACUUUGAAAUUGCACAGCUAACUAGUUGUUAGAAAUCACUCAGUCAUUUAUAACAGCUGUAAAAAUAACUGAGGCAAUUGAAGAAUCCUGCCAUUUUUGCUAACAUAAACCAGUAAAAAUGUUCUAACUCGGUAAUUACCAGACUGUUAUAUUAUUGGUAUAUUAACUAAUUAAGUAUCCACUGGUGACAGAAGAUGGAUAAUGAAGUGUGAAAUCACUGGGAUAGUUGUAAAUCCAAGCAGAACAUCACAAAUGGUUUAUAUCAAUAAAAAGGUUAAAGUUUGUUUUGUACAACAACAUUAAUUAGAACACAUUGGUUAUUACUCAUUGGUUAUUGGAUGUCAAACAUUUGGUAAUUUUGACAAAUAUUCUUAGAGCGGAAACAUACAUUGUUCCAUUAAUAGCAAGGGAUCUUUUAUAUGCACCAUCCUACAGACAUGAUAACACAUACCACAGCCUUUGAUAUACCAGUUGUGGUGCACUGGCUGGAAUAAGAUGUUUAUAUGACACUGAGUGGAGUAUAUAGAUCUUUAUGGCGAUACUUAAGAGAAAGAGGUUGCAUGUCUAACAUGGCAGUUAUAUACAUGUGUAUGUUUGCACCUAAUGGCCACUAAUUAACUAGUAUUCUGGAGGUGUUUUAAAAUACAUAUUACCAUUGUUCAUAAAUAGACAACUAGCUUGAAUAGCGAGAUGAAUAUUGUUAAAUGUCUAUGGUACAUGUAAGUCUGUCAUACUAUUAUCAUUUAUAAUAGUGCUGUACGUUAAUACUUGUGAAGAAUUGUAGUAUUGUUUAUUUUGUGAUUUGUCCUGAUAUACUGACUCCCUAAUUUAUUGUUGUUGCUACAGAAAUUGUUUUAAUGCAAAUAAGAAAUUUUUUGAUACACUUGUUUUUAUUUUAUCAUGUCAUGUCGGAUUACUAAGCAUCAUACAGUAUAAUAAUAUAAGUAUGUAAUAUUUAUAUAGUAAAACUAGAAAGCCUCUUAUAACAUCCAUGCAUUUUUUACAAUGUGUUUCUUUAACAAAUGUAUGUGUAGUACGUCCUGGACAGUUACUUGCAUGCUACACAAUAAAUGGCACACAUGAAACUGGUGGCUCUGCACAUUAACAUAAUGGAACUAAAAUUAUUGUAUAUCAUCAGAAUUCCAACUAAAAAUCUGAGUGUGGGGUAAAACAAAAAUGUAUACAUGUACAUUACCCAUUAGUGUAAGGGGUAUAUAUAAUUCUGUGGGACUUUUAGUUGUAAUUUUUGCAACCAUCCAUGAUUGUAAUUGUUAUAGUAUGUAGAUUACAAACAUAUGGUUCCAUUUUUUCUAAUCAAGGUCAUUUUGACGUUCUUCAAGGUCAGUACCCAAAAUCAUCAAUGUGAGAGGUGGGGUUUUUCUUUAGAACAUAGACAUGUAAUAUAUCGAUGGAUAGGUAGUGGUGGGCAUUGUAGAAAUAAGUCAAUAUUAUGUAUGAAUAUUGUAUACAGGGUCAUAAAACAUGUUAAUAGCCAUUUUUAAUUAAAUAUAUGUAUUUUUUUCUUUAAAAUGCUAUGCAGAUUUAAUUUAUAUUAUUAAAUUUGUAUGUGUUUAAAUUAUAUCUGUUUCUUAGAUAAACUUUGGGAAUAUAUGACAUUUUUUAUAAUAGUGAUCAUACUAUAUUACCUGCACUGAAUAUUUACGUGUGUAUUUCAACUACAAGGUUUCACUCCAUAUUAACAUGAUCAUCAUCCGACUCGUCACCAUUAAGGAAAAUGUGUGUCUAUGAUGAUAAAAACAUGCCAUUUUGCAUUUUAGGACAUAUCUUAGGAUAUAUUUUUGAAAUAGGAUCAUUGGAGAUUUAUUUGGUGAUUGCUGUGGCCACUUUGGCUGCCAUGUAAUCCAGUGUAGGUUUCAGAAUUGAGCAUAAUUAUGGUUAUUUACACACUUAAUUACACAGAUUUAUAUACGUAAGUCCAUUACACAACUUGUAGGUUACUGCUUAAUGGCAAUUUUAUGUCUUAAAAAAAGAAGCUUACAUUAAGAUAAUUUCCAUUGUUUAUACUAGACUAGUAUGGAUUCUAUAUAAUAAUUUAUAUUUCAAAGGCAGCAUCAGAAUUAAUGUCAAACGCGGUUCUUUGGAGAAUGGUUAUGUUCACCUCGUCUCUUUGGGCAAUUUGACAUCCGUAUUUAAUUAUGUUGCAAACAUUCACAGGGUUGAUAUUACACUGGUUAGUAAUGCCCAAUCCACAUAUUGCAGGCAUGAACCUUGUAGGACAUAUGAGUCACUUGCACCUGGAUUAAUUUUCAAAUGGUGUGGUGGGGACAAAGGUGAGAUUAUUUCGUGGCUGUAUUCCAUGAUAACCAUCAGCCAGGGAGUAGGCUACCACCCCUGAGAGAAAUGUGACUAGAUCAUUUCAUUUGUAUGCCUUUUUUGUGACGCUGCCUAUUCAUCACUCAGUGUGUGUGGUGAAAACUGAAGUUGGCAUUCUGAAUCCCAUAAUAAUCCUGGAUCAGCCUUUGUAUGCCAAUGACAAACGGAUCGAAUAUAUAUAUAUUUUUUUUUUCAUUUGAAUAUUUUAUUUUCAUUUUUGGUCACAUUUUCACACAGUAUAUAUAUAUAUUUUUUUAUACAUACAUACACAGAUCAAACUUAAUAUACUAUGAAAUAAAACAACAAACCUCUUGCCAACAUGUCAUUGAACCUCACUCAGUACUAAACACUCACAUUUUUUUUAUACAUGUAUAUAUAUGGUAAUAAAUACUUAAGAUACUGUUAUGGUGGAUGACCUAGAGAUAUUUAUUCAAACAACCUAUGGUAUACACUCCAUCUUUUAAUAAAUUCAUUAUAUUUGAUUUUAUGGGAAUACAUUUUUUUUUCUAAUAUAUAAUAAGAAUGGAUAUGAAUUUUUAAUAUUUUAAUAUCUAGUGAUUUCUUCAGAAAUUUUGAACUAUAUAUAAAUUGCUUUGUCAAAAGAGCAAUAAUGUCAAUUAUGAUAUUGUUCUUUGAGUGGCCAAGAAGAAAACUGGUACGAGAGAAGCUAACUAUAAUGUCUGCCGAUUCUUUUAUCCAUUGCUCGACUUGUUUAAUUAAAUUUUGGACGUGUACACAAUCAAAAAAUAAAUGCGUAUACGUUUCAAUAGACGCAUUACAGAAGCUACAGUUUAGGCUGCUUAUCACUUUAAUAUUAUAGAGAAAUUUGUUUGUAGGGAGAAUUCUUUGGAUUAUUCUAUAUUGGAACCAUCUUAAUUUGGUAUCCUUAGAUAUACUGAACACAUUGCUGUUGAUACUUUUCCACCAAUUGUAUUCUUGUUCAAAAUUUCAUUCUCUUUCCCAUUUAGAUAUAUUUUUUGGUGGAGAAAAAGACGACUUUAUAUAGGUGUUAUAUAUAUGUUUUGACCCCUGUUUGUUUUGUAUUAUGGUAUUUAUAUACUUUGGCCAAAAUAGAAAGUCAGCUGAAAGUGGUUUGGUGGAUAAAAAUGGCCAUGUAUGUAAUAUUGCAGACUUUAGCCCUUCAAAUGUAGUAAUUGGUGGAUGAAAGCCAUAAAAUUCACAAAAUCCAUCAUAUUUAAAUAAGUUGCCAUCUGGGUCAUACAUAUCAUGUACGUUUGUUUACCUAUUAUAUUCCAAUUCUGGUAAUAAACAGUUUUGUUACCAAUUUUAAUUAGGGAGUUGAACCACAGUGGUUCAGAACUUACAUCAUUUUCGUUAAGUUCCACUUUCUUUUUGAAUAAUGCUAGUAUAUUGAAUACCUGUUUCCAGAACAUAUUUGUAAUUUUUUUCCCACACAGUUUAUGGUAAUCAUCUCCUAUAUUAGUAAAUAAAAUAUUUUUGUUUGGGAGGUAACAUCUAAGAAUAUGAUAUCAUAAUGAAUCAUGUCCAUUUAUUGCUCUUCUAAUCCAUGUUAAUUUUAAGGAAUUCAUAAAAUAUUCUAAGUUUACCAUUUUUAAACCACCAUUUUCUAUAUCCUGCAUUAGCGAAUUCCGAGAAAUUCUAUCUAUGGAACUCUUCCAAAUAUAUGAAUAAAAGAUCUUGUUGAUUGUUUUUAUUAUGCCCUUGUCUGGAUUGGGGAUACUGAGAAUAAGGUGACAAGUUUAGAUAGAGCCAAGGAUUUGACAACGGUAAUUCUACCCAGCAUAGUAAGAUGAUGUUUAGACCAGGUAUUCAGUAACUUUGAAAUCUCAUCAAUUUUGUCAGUAUAAUUUAAUUGUACAAUUUGAUUUAACUGGACACUAAUUUAAUUCCCAAGAAGGUAAAAUUCUUUUGUGACCAUUUUAAGAUUUUAUCUUUACAUAGAUUUUAUAAUGUCCUCGCCAUAGUUAAAAAAAAUUAAGGUUUUGUUAAUUAAUCCCCAAAAUACUGAAUCAAAAGCUUUCUCAAAAUCUACUAACAAAAGGAGUGCCGGAAUAUUACUUUCACUAGUGUAAUGCAUCAGGUCAUAUAAUAAUCUGGUAUUUUCGGCUACACACCUGCCUGCUAGGAAACCCUUUUGAUUUUCAUGAAUUAAUUUAUCUAUAGAUUGCUUUAUUCUAUUGGCUGUACAGCCAGAAAUGAUUUUAUAAGUGGUAUUUAUUAAAGAUAUUGGUCUCCAGUUUUUUAGAACAUCACGGGGUUUAUUUCCUUUUGGCAACAGAGUAAUAAUGCCUUGUUUUUGAGUUAUUGACAGCUCGCCAAUUUCAAACGAAUAGUUAAUGCUUCGAAGUAAAUAUUUUCCAACGUCCUGCCAAAAGAAUUAAAAAAUUUGACUGUGAACCCAUCUGGCCCCGGCGUUUUAUUAUUUUUCAUAUUUUUUAAUAUAUACAAUGCCUCACUUGCUGUUAUUUGACCUACAUAUUCGCUAACAUUUUCAAUUUUGAGAAUAUUUGUAUAUCUAAAAACCUCAUCUAAAUCAAUAUCUAUUAGAUAUUCUUCCUGUGACAUAUAUAGUUUCGAGUAGUACGAUCCGGCUUCUUCCAAUAUUUGAUUUUGUUCAAUAAUAAUGUUACUAUCCUCACAAACAAGUUGGGUUAUUGUUUUAUUUACAUAGUUUCAUUUUUUUAGAUUUAAAAAAUAUUUCGAUGGCUUUUCUCCGUCUUCUAUCCACCUAGCUCGGCUUCUCAAAAUUAAACCCUUCAUAUAUUCCUUUCUAUCUAAUUCCUCCUGUUUUUUCUUUUCUUCCAACCAUUCAACAAAUAUCUGUUACUCAGGAUUUUUAUCCACUAACUCAGUUAAAAAAUUAAUUCGAUUUUCCAGUUGUUUUCUUUUUAAUUCCUUUUCCUUUUUAAGAGCUGCACUAAAACUGAUUGACAUGCCCCUUAGAUCGAAUAUAUAUUUGCCCAAUAUGUCACAGUGAAUAUUAAUUAAUUGUGACUCGCGGAUGCCUUAAUAUGAAGAUGGCAACACUCAAAGUGGUAGCAGAGCUUCUUGAUGGUAGUGAAUUAGUAGAUGUCCUGGUAUAUUUAGGCUGGAGUUGUCUCUUCAGGAACGACAGACUCCCUUUCCAAAAGCCCCUAACGUGAAACGUCCCCAUUAUCAUACAGUAGAAGGCAUGCAUGGUUUAUAUUUCAUGUCGGUCAAAGACUGAUGCAAUCACAAAGCUGAAUCAUGAACCCCGUUCCAGUUUUGUUUUCUAGUUUUGCAGUUGGAAAUAAAAGUAAUGUUCUGUCUCUGAACAUUUAA
Molecule: messenger RNA, 6444 nt
Organism: Gigantopelta aegis
Lineage: Eukaryota; Metazoa; Mollusca; Gastropoda; Neomphalida; Peltospiridae
Product: copper chaperone for superoxide dismutase-like
Exons: 7
Coding region: 66-800 (244 amino acids)
Biological process (GO): removal of superoxide radicals
Molecular function (GO): copper ion binding
Source: RefSeq, a predicted model, not a curated record